AUGGGAGUCUGUAAUUCCAAGAAACCUAUAAGGGGAGAGUUACCCCAUAUUUAUGAAAAAGUAAAAGACAAUCCGAAACCAGAACAAAUUUUAGAAGAAAUUAAAGAUCACAACUAAAACCUUAAUCCUUUUAAGAAUCCAAUUUUAGCUAGAAGAUUGCAUUCUAUUUCAGUUUAAUCAUCACUCCAAUAAACCCUUAAUUCUAAAACUUCGAAUCAAAACCCUUGA
Messenger RNA from Paramecium tetraurelia, 228 nucleotides. RefSeq lists its product as uncharacterized. The transcript has a single exon. NCBI's taxonomy places the organism in Eukaryota, Ciliophora, Oligohymenophorea, Peniculida, Parameciidae. The record is from RefSeq and is a predicted model, not a curated record.